UACCCGAGCGUUCGUAUACUCUCGGUCUGCUCGCUAUAGCUCUUCUCCAUAGCAGCACAUCAUUGAAAAACGUAGCCGGCCAACGGAAAUACAAUCUGUAAUCUAUAAAUACAAGUGUUUAACGGUCGACGAAACUCGUGCGCCAAACAGUGUGCUCGCCGCGAGCGACCGGUGUGUGCUCUCCCGCGCGAGUAUUAUAGCUGGCUCUGCUUGCCUCUUUCUUUCUCCAUCUCUGUCUCUCCCGCGCGCUCUCACUCUUUCUCUUGUAAAGUGUGUUCGCCGAGCCCGUGUGUGCCGCAUCAGCCGCGUAGCCGAGACUCUCGGCAAGUUGUGCGCCAGUCUUCGAGGUGGACGGACCGGUCGAAAAAAUGAGUCUGUCGGAACUCUAUCGCCACUACAUGGUGGAUCGAGCAGAUCCACGAACGAACAGCUGGUUUAUGGUGGAGAAUCCGUUAUACAUUUGUUCGAUAGUCUUUGGUUACGCUUACUUCGUUCUAAAAUGCGGACCAAAGUUCAUGGAGAAGAGGGAACCAUACUCUUUAAAGAAUUUCAUCUUUUACUACAAUAUAUUUCAAAUCGUGUCAAAUUCCAUCAUAGUCUAUGUCAUGUAUACCGCCGGAUGGACGACUGAAUUUACUCUGGGAUGCGAACCUCUGAGAACCAGUACUCGGCCUAUUGAUAUGCGAUUGCUGAACGUUGUGCACUGGACUUACAUGUUGAAGACCAUUGAUUUGAUAGAGACUAUGGUAUUUGUUCUGAGGAAAAAGAAUAAUCAAAUAUCUUUCCUUCAUGUCUACCAUCAUAUUAGUACAGUGCUGGUGACAUACAUUUGUACAAAAUAUUAUCCCGGAGGAAUGUUAUCAAUGCAAAUGAUUAUCAACGGUUCUGUGCACGUAAUUAUGUACACUUACUAUCUUCUUGCGAGCUUGGGACAAUCAACGCAAGGCUUUUUAAAUCCUAUCAAGCCUUACAUUACAAGGAUACAAAUAAUUCAGUUUUUGUUCCUUUUAUGGCACCAAUCUCAGGCUUUUCUUCCGUCCUGCCCGAUACCAAAGUGGAUUCCUUUUAUGGUCAUAGGAAACCUACUUUUGAACUUGUUAUUAUUUUUGAACUUCUACAAAAAGAGCUAUUCAAAGCGCUCCAAACUAAAGUAAAUUUUUGAAAAUCAUCAACGUUUGUAAAUAUGUAUAGUAGAGAAUUUUCAUCGACUCACGUACAUCGUCAUUGUAUGCCCAUAAAUAUCGUUGCAUUUGUUAUAAUUAGCAAUUAACAAUCGUAAAUUAAGUUUGUAAACUACAAUGCAAUAUAUAUUUAAUGCAUCGCGAUGCAUUCCCUUAUUAAUGCUCCAUUAGAAAGUUUAGAAUGUGUAUUAGGCACCAUAAAAAGUGCGUAAAUUCAUUAAAUACAUAUUGCUAAAUAUUGCAUUAAAUUAUUUUGUAUGAAUAAAAAACAAAAGUCACUUAAAAAAUUUGAUAUUAUACUGUAUAAUAAAUAGUUUAUAAUAUUAUAUGCAAAUCGUUAAAAAAAGUGUUUCCAAAACAUAAAAUAAGCAUAAAAUUUGUUCUGCAUCAUUAAAA
This is a messenger RNA of Nasonia vitripennis (jewel wasp), 1577 nucleotides long. RefSeq names its product elongation of very long chain fatty acids protein 1. Bases 369 to 1154 code for a protein of 261 amino acids. Gene Ontology annotation, cellular component: endoplasmic reticulum membrane. The record is from RefSeq and is a predicted model, not a curated record. NCBI's taxonomy places the organism in Eukaryota, Metazoa, Arthropoda, Insecta, Hymenoptera, Pteromalidae. Gene Ontology annotation, molecular function: fatty acid elongase activity. The transcript is spliced from 4 exons. Gene Ontology annotation, biological process: fatty acid elongation, monounsaturated fatty acid; sphingolipid biosynthetic process; fatty acid elongation, polyunsaturated fatty acid.